Molecule: messenger RNA, 7602 nt
Organism: Pantherophis guttatus
Lineage: Eukaryota; Metazoa; Chordata; Lepidosauria; Squamata; Colubridae
Gene: ATP10B
Product: ATPase phospholipid transporting 10B (putative)
Biological process (GO): phospholipid translocation
Cellular component (GO): plasma membrane
Molecular function (GO): ATPase-coupled intramembrane lipid carrier activity; ATP binding; ATP hydrolysis activity
Source: RefSeq, a predicted model, not a curated record
CAACAGGUGUUGACUAAAGCAAGCAAAAGCAGUUGGCUCAAUUAAAUUCAGCCUGACACUUCUCCCUGGAAGAAACCAACUAGAAUAGUUUGUGUUUUAAUUCUUUAAGUGUAGCUUUAAAGGGGCAGGAAGAUGUCGAGGAAAUGUGCUCAGUAACAUUCCUACAGGAUAUACAUUGGUUCAGAAGACCGUGCUGCCAGAGUGUUGUCUCAGAGUCUGAGAGUGUGGAAUCUGUGACGAGAAGGAAAGGAGGAAAGAAUGAAGAAACUAAACGAAUUGUGCUGUCGAACUUGCCCUUCGAAGCCAAGUGGAAAGAAAAUCCAAACAGAUAUUAUGCAGGCAACAAAAUCAAGACCACCAGAUACACAUUCUUGUCUUUUAUCCCUAAAAAUAUUUUUGAACAGUUUCACCGCUUUGCCAACAUAUAUUUUGUGGCCAUCGUUGUUCUUAAUUUUGUGCCGGUAGUCAAUGUUUUUGAGCCAGGAAUCUCUGUGUUGCCCAUCUGUGUUAUAAUGGCCAUCACUGCUCUUAAAGAUGCUUGGGAAGACUUCCGGAGAUACAAGCUGGACAAGGAGAUCAAUAGCAUGGACUGCCUAGUAUACAGCAGGAGCCAAAACACCUACAUUGAGAAGUGCUGGAAAGAUGUUCAAGUGGGAGAUUUUGUGCAGCUGCAGUGCAAUGAGGUCAUUCCUGCUGAUAUUCUGCUCCUCUACUCCUCUGAUCAGAACAGGAUCUGUUAUCUGGAGACAGCAAAUCUGGAUGGCGAGACCAACCUUAAACAAAGACAAGUUGUGAAAGGCUUCUCCCAUCAGAAUACGGAAUUUGAGCCAGAAUUAUUCCAAAAUAUCAUUGUUUGUGAAAAACCUAACAAUGAUCUCAAUAGAUUUACAGGCUAUAUGGAACAGCCUGAUUGCACACGAAUUGGACUUGACAAUGAAAACCUUCUUCUUCGUGGUUGCGUAAUAAGGAAUACAGAGGUUGCGAUAGGAAUUGUUAUCUAUGCAGGCCACGAAACCAAAGCUAUGUUGAAUAACAGAGGUCCUCGUUAUAAACGCAGCAAGAUAGAACAACAGAUGAACAUGGAUAUAUUCUUCUGUGUGGGACUGCUCUUCAUCAUGUGUCUCAUUGGAGCGUUAGGUCAAAGUAUUUGGAAUGGAAGUUUUCUCACCCACCCCUUAUUUAUUAUCCCAGACAUAAAUGGCAACUACCUUGGUCCAGCUCUUGCAGGUUUCUACACAUUCCUGACAAUGAUCAUCCUUUUACAGAUCUUAAUUCCUAUCUCCCUCUAUAUAUCGAUUGAACUAGUCAAGUUGGGCCAAGUUUUCUUAAUUCAUAAUGAUAUUGACUUGUAUAAUGAAGAGCAAGAUUUGCCCAUACAGUGCCGAGCACUCAAUAUCACUGAAGACCUGGGACAAGUUCAGUAUGUCUUCUCUGACAAGACAGGGACACUGACGGAGAACAAGAUGGUAUUUCGAAGAUGUACAAUUAAUGGGAAAGAAUUUUCACAUCAGGAAAAUGCUAAGCGAUUGGAUUCAUACAAGGAAAUUGAUUUGGAGACUGAAAACUGGAAAAAACAUUUGAGCCUCCCUUCCAAAGUUGGAGAAAUAACCACAGUAACAGAGAGAAACAAUGCAAGGCCUUUGCAAAGAUGUCAUAGUGCUCGGCCCCAUUUUCAGGGACAUGCGAGAAAGAAAUAUCAGGGUCUCUGGGGAAUUGUUCCAUCUCAGGUGGCAUUUAGUAGCACCCUUGAGAAAGAUGUGACCCCUGACAACAAGCUGCUGAUGAAAAUGAAGAACCUCUCAUGCCCACCAGAAUCUUUUAAAUCCUUUACUGAUGGAGAAACCACAUCUUCCAUCACAGACUUCUUUCUUGCUCUGACCCUCUGCAACACGGUAGUGGUCUCUACAGCAACUGAACCAAGGCAAAGGGUUACGACUCCAUCACUGAUGAAGCAGUCAGGCCUCUCCCUGGAGAAAAUUCACCAGCUGUUCCAGUGGCUGAAAUUGGCGAGCCUCAGCCAGACAUCGAUUCAAUCGAGUUCAGACUUAGGAGAAAGUAUUAACACAGAGAGCAGCACUGCCGCUGCGGAAUCAAAAAUGAAAGAUGAAUGUCCUACUCAAAGCUGUUCCAGCUUAACAGAUGAUGAGAGUCUUAGAAGGGAGUCCUUCAGUGAGAAUGACCUCUGUGGGGUUUCAGGUCCCUCUCCAAAUGAGAGGAGCUUUGCAAGCAGAGACCAUGGGCCUUUCCAGGGAGAAUUUUGUUAUGAGGCAGAAAGUCCAGAUGAAGCAGCUCUAGUCCACGCAGCCCAUGCCUACCAGUUUACAUUAGUCUCCAGAACUCCUGAACAAGUGACUGUAAGGUUGCCGGAAGGGACUCUUCUGACCUUUGACCUCUUGUUUACUUUGGGAUUUGAUUCCAGCAGGAAGAGGAUGUCAGUGGUAGUAAGGCAUCCCCUCACCAAAGAAAUCAUAAUCUAUACCAAAGGGGCAGACUCCGCCAUAAUGGAUGUAUUGGAAGAGCCUACCAAAGCUAGUGUGGCCAUGGGAAAAAGGAUAAGAAGAGUGAGAACACAAACACAAAAACAUUUAGAUUGGUACGCACGUGACGGUCUGAGAACUCUAUGCAUAGCAAAGAAGACAUUAAGUGAAGAGGAAUUUCGAAAAUGGCUCAACUUUCAUCAUGAGGCAGAAAUAGCUGUUGACAACAGAGAUGAACUUUUAAUGGAAGCAGCACAACAUCUGGAAAGUAAACUCACCUUAUUAGGAGCAACAGGGAUUGAAGACCGGUUACAAGAAGGAGUGCCUGAUACCAUUGCUGCCUUCAAAGAAGCUGGAAUCCAAACAUGGGUAUUAACCGGAGAUAAGCAGGAAACAGCUGUCAACAUUGCCUAUUCUUGCAAACUUCUAGACCAAAGAGACACUGUGUUUACCAUUAAUACUGAAAGUAAGGAAACUUGUGAAUCGCUGCUGGAUAUCAUGUUGGAAGAGGUGCAGAAGGGUCGAGUGAUUCCUAGAAAAAUAUGGAGUAUUUUUGGCUUUAAGCUGCCAUUUUCUUGGUCAACCAUAGGACUUCCAAAUCCCGUUAUUGGACUAGUAGUUGAUGGAAGAGCUCUGAAUACUAUUUUCCAAGGAAAACUUGAGCACAAGUUUCUUCAACUUACAAAAUACAGCCACUCAGUUUUGUGCUGCCGAUGCACUCCCUUGCAGAAAAGCAUGGUUGUCAAACUUGUACGGAAUCAGCUGAAAGUGUUGACCCUUGCAGUAGGUGAUGGCGCAAAUGAUGUAGGUAUGCUCCAGGCAGCUGAUAUUGGAAUUGGCAUUUCUGGACAAGAAGGUAUGCAGGCUGUCAUGGCCAGUGAUUUUUCAGUAUCUCAGUUUAAACACCUCAAGAAGUUACUUCUAGUCCAUGGACACUGGUGCUAUUCUCGCUUGGGAAAGAUGGUGCUAUACUUUUUCUAUAAAAAUGUGACCUAUGUCAACCUCCUCUUCUGGUACCAGUUCUUCUGUGCUUUCUCUGGGGCUUCUAUGAUAGACUACUGGCAAAUGAUAUUUUUCAACUUGUUUUUUACAUCUGUACCACCAUUAAUUUCCGGAAUUCUGGAUAAAGACAUUUCUGCAGAAACCCUAUUGAACAUUCCUGCGCUUUAUAAAAGUGGACAAAAUUCAGAGAUUUACAAAACUCUAACGUUUUGCCUUGCUAUCUUGGAUGCCUUUUACCAGAGUCUCAUUUGCUUCUUCAUCCCUUAUCUAGUUUACCAGGAUUCUGAUACUGAUGUUUUUGCUUUUGGAACAGUAGUUAACACUGGUGCCCUUCUUACUAUUCUUUUUCACCAAGCUUUAGAAAUUCAGAUGUGGACCCUGUUCCAUGGGAUUGCAAUAAUUGGGAGCAUUUUGCUGUACUUCGUUUUCUCAUCCAUCUACAAUGCAACCUGUGUCCUUUGUAACCAUCCCACAAAUCCCUACUGGAUUAUGGAGAUGGAAUUUUCAGAGCCAAGCUUUUAUUUUACAAUCAUUAUGAUGCCAGUCGUAGCACUUCUCCCAAGAUAUCUUAUAUUGGCUUUGCAAGGGACUUUCAAGAUAUCUUGCAUCCUGAAAGCACAACAGCUAGAGAAGUUGCCAAAAGAACAACAGGACUGGGAAAUACAGAAAUGGAAGCUGAUAAAAGAAGGCCCAGCAAUCCACAGUAAUGACCCUAGUCAACUCAGUGGAAAUAUUUGUGAUCAUGCAGCAUUUGGGCUUCCUGAGACCAAUGUUCUUCAGGGCCUUGGGCCUCUGCAGAAAGAAAUGCUUGAAGAAAAGACUUUGAAUGAGGAAGCCAAGGAUGAUACCAAAAGAUGCAUCCAGGAAGAGACUGGACAAUUUACAGCUGUGGAGCUAUUUACUGGCCAAAUCCCCCAGAACACUGGAAGUUCUGCUGAGCGAAGCCAUCGGAGGUCUGUGAGUGCAGUGACUUUGUGAAGGAGGCACGGCUUUCGAAGGGGAAAAGUAAAAACAGACUCACUCUCCAUGAAUAAAGGGAAUAGAAGGAAAAAUAUAAUUCCUUUUUUAUGUUACAUAGCAGCAAUGUCCAGAUGGGAGACCUAAAAUAAAACUUCAUCAGUAUACCGAGAAACUGUGUUUUGACUGUACAGUGCAAGACAUCUUGGAUGCAUAUGACUAUAUAUUUCUUGUGGGGGGAAAGGGUUCAAAUCAGGGGUGAAAUGCUCCCGGUCGAUCCCGUAGCGAUGGCAGCUGGUGGUUCGGAGCACCAGUAGCAAAAAUCCCUGCAUGCCCCCCCCCCACCAUGCCCAGCUGAGCUGCAUGAUCAUCAGAGGCUUUUUUUUUUUACUUUUAAAAGCAUUUUUUCUACAACCUCUUCCGACGGAAAAAUGCUUUUAAAAGUAAAAAAAAAAAAAAAAAGCAGCUCAGCUGGGAUCAUCAAAGGCUUUUCAAAGCAUUUUUUUCUGCAACCUUUUGCCGAAGAGGUGGUUAAAAAAAUGCUUUGAAAAGUCUUGGCAACUCCCAGCUGAGGUCCUGACUGGCAGAGAGCCAUUUUUAAAAGAGCCUCUCUGACAUCCCAGCUGAGUUCCCUGAUCGGCAGAGCGGCUUUUCAAAGCAUUAGAAAAAAUGCUUUGAAAAGUUUUUUUUAAAAAAAGUUGGCCACGCCCAUCCAGUCACAUUACCCCCACCACUGGUAGUACCGGUAGUAACAGAUUUAACACAACCGGUAGAACCGGUAGUAACAGAUUUUACAUUUCACCCCUGGUUUUGUUUUUGUUUUUUUUUUGUUUUGUUUUGUUUUUAUUAGAUUUAUAUACCGCCCUACUCCUGAAGGACUCGGGGCAGUGAUGGUUCAAAUAGCUUGGAGGACAAUUGCACAAGAUUUCCUUUGUGGGGACUUGAAAAUAGACAAUAUUUGUGGGGAAGGGCUGUUUCUUUUUACAAUGAAAUUUCAGAAUCAUGCCACAUUUCUGCCUUACUGAUGAACAGGAGUUAAAACUGCAACAUCUUAAGAGUAAAAUUAUCAUGUUUAAAGGUAUAAAUAAAUAAGCCAUUAAUCUAGAUAUUUUAAGUGGGAAUCCAAAACUAUUUUGUGGGAAGGGUGUGUGUGUAAAGAAAUCUGAAAUAUUUAUUUAUUUUAUUUAUUUUUAUUCAAUUUGUAUCCCGCCCUUCUCCUAGUGGACUUAGGGCGGUGCACAGUCAGAACUAAAACACAUACCAAUACAAAAUUUAAAAUUUUUAAAAGAAUUAUAUGACUUUGGCCCAAAAUUUAAAACAUUCAAACUAAAACCCAUUGACAAUUUAAAAGGCUAAAAAAUAUACUGUAUAUACAUAGUUAUUUAUUAUUUAUUUAUUUUGUCACAUUUCUAUGCCGCCCAACUCCCAAGGGACCCUGGGUGGCUUACAACAAAGAAUAAAACAAUGCGAACAAUCCCAUUAAAAAAUGGGAUAUAUGUAAUAUAUGUUGCAUAUAUGUAUAUGUGAAAGACUGCACAUGCCAAGUUGUUCUUCAUUGGUCAGACAAUUGUUUAGUUCUUUUAGGUAACUAGCAACCUAGUGACCUAAUUCCAUACUCUCUGGAAUCAGCUGCCCCCAGAGAUAAGGAGAAUCCAAGACCUCGGUGCCUUCCACCGUGCCCUUAAAACCUUCUUUUUCCAGUAAGCUGGGCUGGCCUAACACUUUUUAAAAUGUUUUUAAUUGUCUGUUAUUAUUUUUAAUCAUGGGGCCAAAUUUAUAUAUAUAUCUUUUUAAUUGUAUUUUAAUGUUUGUAGUUUAUGUUUUUACUUGGCUGUUCACCACCCUGAGUCCUUAGGGAGAAGGGCGGUAUACAAAUUUAAAAAUAAAUAAAUAAAUAAAUAAAUAUUUGGAAGUAAUGAUUUCUGAGGAAUUAUCAUCCAAGAUAAAUAUUUUAAGAGCUUUACCUCUUCUUUGAAUGGGAUGCCGAGGAAGGAAGAUGGACCGUCAAUCAGGUGUCUAGGAAGCAAAGAGAAUUCCUAUGAUGAGAGACUGAAGGAAGGAACCAAGCCGUUUCAGCCUUGAAAAGACUGAAAGGGGCAUAAUUGUAUUGUUUGAAUAGCUAAAAGAACCCACCAAAGCAGGGGAGGGUUUCAAAACCUUUCACUACCGGUUCGCUCGGUCAUGUGCGCAUGCACCGCUUCUGCGCAUGCACAGAAGCGUCCAGGCGGGUGGGUGGCGUCUCCCGCCAUCAUUACAAGUUCACCCAAACCGGGGCAAACUGGUAGCAACCCACCAUGCACCAAAGGAAGUCCAGACCUGUUCUCUAUCACCUGGAAUUAUGAAUUUAAGAUGUGAGAAGGCAAUUUUGGUUGAAUGUUACAGGAAAAAAGAAUUCCUAACAGUAAGAGCUUUUCAAUGGGGGGAGGGAAAGAGGAGAUACAUCUUUACUCUAAACGUGUCAAAGCAGGAUAUGCUUUCAUUUCCCACACUGAAUAAAGGUUAGGUUACAUAUUCCGAAUAACCCUAUUGUCUGGAUUCAUAAGAAUGACAGCUGACUUCUCAGACUGGGAAUACUCAUACUGUCAUCCCAAGCAGAAUCAGUACCAGAGGCAUGACUUCUGUCACACGCAAGCCUCUUCUUCUCUUUCUUAAGAAAAAGCCUGCUUUUUAAAAAUAAUAAUAAUAACAACAGGAAAACAGAGAAAGCUGUUGCAAGACUUCUGAUAAAAGGUUGGAAUUUCUAGGCUGGAGAAGAUCCAGAUGAAAACAGAGCACUUUGUUUUGGGAUUCUGAAUACCCCUAAGCCAAAAAGAAAACAUUUAAGCAAAAGAUGUAUUAAUUAUUAAUUUAUUCUGUCUGUGUCUGUCUAAGUUGAAUAUUAUUUAUAUCUCUACCCAAGUUCACAAAUUCAGCAUAUAGCGGGUUUUGUUAAGAUCAAUUUUUUCCCCUGAUGAGAAAUUCGCUGAGCUUGAUAAAAACUCAGAGCCUGGUGAGUUUAUAAUAUAGUAAUACCAUUGCUGUAAUUCCCUUUUAAAGUUAUUGCUGUCCAAUAAUUUGAGAAUUUGUGACUUUACCUCUUUCAAAAUGUUAACAUUUUAAUAUCUAACGUUUAAAAAGAAAUUACAGUUAUUAUCAUUUUUUUAAAAUAAACUUUGCUUUUUGUUUA